CUUUAAUAUGAGAUAAGAAUAAUUGGAAUAGCUAUUAAAUCUGAAAUAGUACUAAGUCAAUUAAAAUAACGAUCCAAUCUUUGAAUUAUUGCCUAUAUAGCCAACAUAUAAAUAGGAAAUGGACAAGGAAGUGCAAAAAUUAGAAUAAUAAUCUCUUUUUGCUGAUUCAAUCGAUGUUGAUAUUCCAGCCUUAAAAAAAAACAGAGAAGAAAAAAGACUUAGAAAAAUGGCUAAAAUGUCAUAAUUAACUGAAGGGUGGUUUGGAAUGAAAUCUCAAGACCAAGAUGAAACCAUGAAAUAAGAGUUUUUGAUUAUGAAAUUAAAGAAAUACUUAGACCCAAAAUAGCCAGUUAAAUCAAGUGAUUUAAAAACGAUGCCUAAGUAUUUUUAAGUGGGAACCUAUGUUGAUGGAAUGGGUAUUAAUUUUUUUAUUUUAUAGAUAAUUAUAAUAUUAAAAAAAAAAAAAAGAAUUAGAGUGACUUGAUUGACCAAUUUUUAGAAUAUGAUAAGGAGAAAUAAACCACAAAAAAUUCAUUUUAGAAAAUUUAACAAAGGUAAUAACGAAUUAGUAAAGUCAAUUCAAAAUUAAGAAAGUUAAAAAGAAUGGCAAAAUCUUUAGGAAGAAAAAAUAAAUGA
This is a messenger RNA of Paramecium octaurelia, 636 nucleotides long. The record is from the annotation of a GenBank genome assembly. Lineage: Eukaryota; Ciliophora; Oligohymenophorea; Peniculida; Parameciidae.